Messenger RNA from Vigna umbellata (rice bean), 1675 nucleotides. RefSeq names its product amino acid permease 8-like. Lineage: Eukaryota; Viridiplantae; Streptophyta; Magnoliopsida; Fabales; Fabaceae. The record is from RefSeq and is a predicted model, not a curated record.
CAUUUGGCUACAACACUUGUUUCUGCUAUCACACCGCUUAUAUAAACUCAUUGCCUCUUCUCAACUUCAUCUCAAUCAUUACUCUUCUCUCUUCUCUUCUACAUUUUCAUGCUCUAACUUCUCAAUCUUUUUUUUCACUUUCUUCACUCACAACCAUGGACGUUGAAGCAGACAAAAACUCUCACGAGAGAGACUCCUCGAGAUUCGAUGACGAUGGAAGAGCCAAAAGAACCGGGAACGUGUUCACUGCUACGACGCACAUAGUGACGGUGGUGGUCGGAGCAGGAGUGCUGGCUCUGGCAUGGGCCAUGGCCCAACUUGGAUGGCUUGCUGGGUUAGGUGUUAUGAUCAUAUUUGCAAGCAUUUCCAUGUACACUUACCAUUGCAUAGCUGAUUGCUACAGAUUUCCUGACCCAAUCAGUGGCAAGAGAAACUACACUUACAUGCAAGCCGUCAAUUCAUACCUAGGCGGAACAAUGCACCUGUUUUGUGGAUCGGUUCUGUAUGCGAAGCUCGCUGGGGUUACAGUGGGUUACUGUAUAACUAGUUCUAUAAGCAUGGUGGCAAUAAAAAAAGCCAUUUGCUUUCACAGAGAAGGCCACGAUGCUUAUUGCAAGUUUUCAAAUAAUCCCUAUAUGAUUGGUUUUGGGCUCGUGCAAGUUUUAUUGUCUCAAACCCCAAAUUUCCAUAAGUUAACGUGGAUUUCAACCGUUGCUGCCGCUACCUCUUUUGGUUAUGCUUUCAUUGGAAGCGGGCUUUCUCUGGCAACGGUGAUCCAAGGUAAAGGACGUCCAACAAGUUUAUUUGGAAAAGAAAUAGGACCUGACCAAUCUGCAGGAGAAAAAGUUUGGAAGGUUUUCGGUGCUUUGGGAAACAUUGCACUUGCUUCCUCUUUUGCUACAGUUAUUUAUGAUAUAAUGGACACAUUGAAGUCAAAUCCACCAGAAAGCGUACAGAUGAAAAGAGCCAAUGUGUUAGGAAUCAUAUUAAUGACAAUACUUUUCAUGUUAUGCGGUGGACUGGGGUAUGCUGCUUUCGGAAAUAACACACCUGGGAACAUCCUCACUGGCUUUGGAUUUUAUGAGCCAUACUGGUUGGUCGCCCUUGGCAAUGUUUUCAUUGUAAUCCACAUGGUGGGAGCAUAUCAGGUAAUGGCUCAACCAAUAUUUCGUGUAGUUGAGAUGGGAGCUAACAUGGCGUGGCCUCAUUCAGAUUUCAUAAACAAGGGCUACCCAAUCAAAAUGGGGUUCUUGUCAUGUGAAGUCAACUUUUUUAGGCUUGUUUGGAGGACAGCAUAUGUGAUAAUAGCCACAGUUCUUGCCAUGGCCAUGCCAUUUUUCAAUGAGUUUCUUGGCUUGCUUGGAGCAAUUGGGUUCUGGCCUCUCAUUGUUUUCUUCCCUAUACAAAUGCACAUUGCUCAGAAACAGAUCAAAACACAAUCAUUGAAGUGGUAUAUGCUUCAAUUAUUGAGCUUCAUGUGCUUCCUCGUUACAGGUGUUGCUGCAGUUGGAUCCAUUCGUGGAAUUUGCAAGAACAUAACAAAAUACAAACUUUUUAUGUAUAAACAAUAGGGCCUUUGCUUGCACGUUCAAAUGACUUUCAUUUGAGAUGUGUCAAGAUAGCUACAGAUAGGUAGAAAAAGAUAAUUUAUCUGAAUAAAGUUGAAUUAUAUAUA